Molecule: messenger RNA, 1607 nt
Organism: Megalobrama amblycephala (Wuchang bream)
Lineage: Eukaryota; Metazoa; Chordata; Actinopteri; Cypriniformes; Xenocyprididae
Gene: idh3b
Product: isocitrate dehydrogenase (NAD(+)) 3 non-catalytic subunit beta
Exons: 11
Coding region: 113-1273 (386 amino acids)
Biological process (GO): isocitrate metabolic process; tricarboxylic acid cycle
Cellular component (GO): mitochondrion
Molecular function (GO): NAD binding; oxidoreductase activity, acting on the CH-OH group of donors, NAD or NADP as acceptor; magnesium ion binding
Source: RefSeq, a predicted model, not a curated record
UGGGGGUCGAGAAGCACUGCUGUAACGCUUUCAUCCAGCAGGGGUCAGUACACACUUAACUGUUCCUAGUUCAGGAGGAAGAUCGCAGCGACCUUUUUCCUCACGUUAAUUCAUGAUGGCGGCCGCGUUGAGAGGGAGUCUAGUAACAUUGGCCAAGGGUCUGAGUGGUGCCCGUUUGCAGCCGUUGUGUGCCCGUUCCCUGGGUUUGUCCUCCAGUCAGAAUGUUUCGGAGAGUCCCCCGGCACGUGCUGACAGCACCUUCAAGGUCACCAUGGUCCCUGGAGAUGGAGUAGGACCUGAGCUGAUGACUGCUGUCAAAGAGGUUUUCAAGGCAGCUGAUGUUCCUGUGGAGUUUGAGGAGUUUCAUCUGAGCGAGGUGCAGAACAUGGCCAGUGAGGAGAAACUGGACGAGGUGCUGACCUCCAUGAAGAACAACAGAGUUGCCAUCAAAGGAAAGAUUCACACUCCUAUGGAGUACAAGGGUGAACUGGCAUCAUAUGAGAUGAGACUGAGGAGAAAGCUGGACCUGUUUGCCAAUGUGGUUCAUGUGAACAGCCUGCCUGGUUACAGCACCCGUCACAAUAACCUGGAUCUGGUCAUCAUAAGGGAGCAGACAGAGGGAGAAUACAGCUCUCUGGAGCAUGAGAGUGUUACAGGAGUGGUUGAGUGCUUAAAGAUCAUCACCAGGGAGAAAUCUCGGCGCAUCGCUAAAUUUGCAUUUGACUAUGCCACCAAGAAGGGCCGCAGCAAAGUGACCGCUGUCCACAAGGCAAACAUUAUGAAGCUUGCGGAUGGUCUCUUCCUGCAGAGCUGUGCGGAGGUGGCUGAACUUUAUCCUAAGAUUAAAUAUGAAAACAUCAUCAUUGAUAACUGCUGCAUGCAGCUGGUACAGAAUCCAUAUCAGUUUGAUGUGCUAGUGAUGCCUAAUCUCUACGGCAACAUCAUCGAUAACCUGGCGGCAGGGUUGGUGGGCGGAGCCGGCGUAGUUCCAGGCGAGAGUUACAGCGCAGAAUAUGCUGUGUUUGAAACGGGUGCCAGACAUCCCUUUGCUCAGGCUGUCGGCAGGAAUAUCGCAAACCCCACUGCUAUGCUCCUCAGUGCAUCGAACAUGCUGAGACACCUCAACCUUGAGUAUCAUUCAAACAUGGUGUCUGAGGCUGUCAAGAAAGUCAUUAAGCAGGGCAAGGUGAAGACGCGAGACCUAGGGGGUUACAGCACUACUGGGGACUUUGUCCGUGCGGUUGUGGCCAACCUGCGCCAUCGGACUGUUUGAAGAUGCUUGCCAAACCCAAUGUCUAUCCCGGAUCCCCCUAUUUUUGCCACCUCUGAUCUGAAUAUAUUCAAAGACAAUUAAAGCAGUCCUAUCUUAAAUUUUCAUUUCCCUUUUCCCAUCUCUCACUUUCAUUCUCUCACCGUCUUGUUUUAUGGCUGGUUACUGAUUUCUUUUUUUAGUUUUUGUUGUUGUUGGUGUUUUUUUGUUCCUUAAUGUAUCCAUGUACAUUUAUUUUCAUUUCUGUUUUUCAUAAUAUGCAUCUUUAACCAGAAUUACACUUCUGUUUAAAAGUUUGGGGUCAGUAAUAUUUUAAAUAAAGAUAUUUUUAAAUGUU